AAUUCCAUCAUUUUUAUCAAACAAUGUGAUUUGCUUUAGUAUCAGAUAGCUGCUACAUCAUUGUAAGCGAAAAUUGAAUGACGUAAAACGUUUGAAUAUAAUGAUAGCUCACCUGUUUUACUAACAAUGAUCUCUUAUUUGCUCUGCUGGAUUUGGCGUGAAAAUGACUCUUUUCACUGAAAUUUGGCGUCCUUUAUCAUAUUGAUCGGAAGAAAUUGUCGAUUUCGAAAACAGCAGCCCUAGAAGUUUUUCAUCCCGAAGGUUUGAAUGAGAGUGUGUUUGUGUUCAGGGGCAUUUAACGUUAUUGACCAAUUCUGGAAAACGUUUGAGAAACGUUUAAUUCAUGUUAAAUUAUAACAUUUGGAUGUUUCAUUUUUCUAUUCUGGCUAGAACGAAGGCGUAGAAGAGUUUUUCUAAACAACUGCCUUAAUUCCUAGUUUUUUGUGUUUGCCGCAAAGAUUUUUUUAUCCACGGUGGAGUCCCCGAAUAAGCUAGAUGUUCAAGUCAAGCAGUAUAAAAAGAUGAAGAAACGUAAAGAGCUGGAUGCUCUUGUUUCUAAUGGGAAACUUACCCAUAAAAGAAUAAAUUGCAUCAAAAAUGGUUCAGGUUCAUGUUCAGCUCAUGAGCUACUGCGACAUGAUACCGAUUCAUCGGACAUGGAGGAUUUCUCCAUACUGCAGCCCCGGCGAAAGGGUCGGAAAAAACAUGGAAAUCAUUUGUGUAUCACAUCAGUAUGCCUGUCUUUAUGCCAGUUCAUCUUGGUUACGUCGAGUGUUUUAAUAUCUGGGGCGCUAAUAUAUAUGCAUCUUGGUUUGAGAGAAGAUAUAGAUUUACUACGAGCUCAUCUGCAGAAAGUUGAAGCUGGUAAUAAAAAUACACCUGAAGCUUUGCAUGUUAUACAUUCCAGUUUAAAGCAGCUUGAUUCCAAUGUUUCUGUACUUUACAUAGAUGUGAGAAAAAAUAUUGCUGAUAUUGAAAACAUAACUUCUGAGGUCAAGCAUCUGAAAGAAGUUGCAAGUAGUUUGCGAGAAAGUAUUGCAGCUGCUCCUGCCAUUCAACAAUUGCCAAAAGAUAUGCAUGCUUUAUCAGAGAGUGUUGCUAACUUUGGAAGUAAAAUGACAGCUCUAGAAAGCAAUGUGAAAGAGCUCAAAGAUCAACAAUCUAAUCUACAAACAACAGCUCAAAAUCUCUCAGGAGAAUUAGAUGUUGUAAAAGUUACAGUUCAAGAAUUGUCUAAUUCUUCUGAAUCAUCUUCAAAAUCAUCUGUAAAUACAUCAGGGAAAGAUGCUAAAGUCCAGACUGCUAUUCAACAAGCCAAUCAACAUAUUGAUUUCCUGCAAGGGCAAUUAACUAAUGUCAUGACUUCAGUCAAUCAAUUAAAUGCUUCACUUAGCAAUCAGCUGACUGUUAACCAUGAGUUACCAAGUAAGCUAAAGACAGUUAAUGAUGCAAUCGUGUUCUUAAACAAUGAAACACAAGUCCAAAAUACUCGUUUGUAUAGCUUAGAAAAUUUUCUCCAUACUAAUAUUACUAUAAGAAUAGAUGAUUUAGAAUCUGAAAAACGACACAACUAUCAAGAAAUUGAUGAAUAUUUAAAUAAAACUCUCUCUGAAGUUGUUCUUCGUUUGAUAAAUAAAGAAAUUUUCCAUACUGAUCCUGCCAAAACUUUGGUUCAACCUAUAGAAAAAACUCAUGAUAUGCUGGUGCUACUUGCAGCUCUACUCAGAAAUUAUAGUCUAAUUCCUAACAAUGCCAUCUUGUACGAUUCAAAUGCAACUGAAGUUGUAAAGGCCAUUCUUCAUCAAGCAUUUAAACAAAUAUCCAUGGAGCAGAAUAACACGAUGGAGACUAAGGUGCAAAAUAAUAAAGAAAGUAUUACUCGAUUCUCUGCUCCUGCAAAUAAACCGGAUCUGUCUUCAAGUACUGAUUUAGCUGGUUCUGCUAAUCAGGAACACCAGGUUAUUCCCAACAACACAAAAAUUGACUCAGGUGGACUUCAAAAUGGCCCUGAUGAUAAUAUAUGGUCAUCUGUUUAAUCGGUGGAUAUGCAGCUUUCUAAAUGCCUCACCGUGUCCAUAGAAUUGCUUUUUUUUAGUAAAGUAGUAGACUUAUAAUCAUGAAAAAAAAUUUACAUUGGUGCACUACAGAAAAGUUGUUAUUUGUAUGUUCAGCAAAUUUGUAUUGUAAAUAUUUUGAGAAAUUUCUUUUAUCUAUGCAAUAUUAGAUGUAUACACAUAUACAUAAAGAAAUAUCAUUACUAGUUAAUGUGUUAAUUUUCAAUUGUGGGGUUACAUUCUUAUUAAUAAGUUAUAAUUAAAUACCUUAUAAAAAUUUAAUUCUAACUGCAACAUUUACUUACUUUUAAUUCCAAUGUAACAUCAGUUUUUAAAAAAAAAGGAGGAAAUAAAAUUUAUUAAAAGUAAAAUAUAGUACAACUUAUUUCGAAGAAAAAAUUUUAGCAUCUUCUGACAAUGUAGCUGUUGCAUCGUGUUAAAACAAUAUAUAUAUAUUAGACGUUAUGGUGAUCAUAACUUCAUUUUGCAUCUAUAAUGCCUCGGUUCUAUGUAAAUUAAGUAUAAUAUUAUUAAAUUAUACUAUUAUUAAAUUUUUUUUGAUUAAAUAUGCAACUAAUGCAUUUCUUUUUUCAUGAUUUACAAGAGCUGAUGCAAUAGAAUAUUUAUUUGGAUUUGUUUUAUUUAGUGAAAAUGUACUUUAAAAAAAGCGAUAAUCAAGCUCAUCCGUUCAACAUCAUCCCAAUUAAGUAUAUGCAUUCAAUGAAUCCUGCCAUUUUGUGUCAUUUGAAAUGAAUAAGGCAUACAGUGAAACCUAGAUUAUUCUGAACUUCCGCAUUUCUAAAUGAAAACUUUAAAUCGUUCCUAUUAUUUAUUGACCAUUCCAUUUAUUCUCUAAUUUUAAAAGAAGUUUUUAGUUCCAUUGUAAACAGCUCUUUUUUUAAGCAUAUGUAGAAUUAUAGUAUUUUCCAAUUUAUUUGGACAUUUCAUUUAUUCUUUUAUGGUAAAACAAGCUUUUAGCCCUAUUGUAAACACAGUUAAUUCUUUUAUUAUGUUUAGAAGUAUUUUGGAGUUAAUUCUAUUUUUUUCUGUCUUGUUUUUUUAGUGUAUGAAGAAUUAUAUUAAUUUCCAAUUUACUAAGUCAUUAAUAAAUAUAUUUUAUAAAGCUUAGUUUAAUUUAUGAGAUUUUAAUCAUUUAAAAAAAAAAAUAUCGUAGAUUUGGUAAAAUUUGUAUGAUAAAUUCUAUUAUAUGAAAUAAAAAAUAUGUCAAAAAUAGCAAUUGCUGAAAUGGGUAUUUUUUUUCUUCAUGGGUAAACAGGGAAAAUAAGAGAAGCAUAAUUUGUCUCUUGAACACCCUUUAAUGAAACGCCAAAAGAAAGAAAAAAGUUAAUUAAAUAAAAUUAUAGCUGUACAAGAGUAAUAUACUGAUGUUUUUUAUUGUGUUAUUAAAUGUAUAAUUGUACAAAUUCAUACAUUUUGAUAUCAAAACGGUGAUGAGGCAUUGUUUUCCAUGCCUUUAUUUGAUGCCUAAAAGCAUAUCUGUGUCUCAUUGUUAACAGUGCUACGAUGCUGUCAUACCAGAUACUUCAAAAUCUCUUACAUCAAACCAGACUUAACCAAAUGAUUAUUUUUUGUUUAUUUAUUUAAUUCUGACAAAAUAGGCAUUUUUUAAGUUUUUUCCAUGCAUUAAAAUAUUUAUUCAAUAAUUCUGAUUGUUUAAAGUAUGAUUGGUGAAAAUGUUUUUAAUUUUAUUUUCUGGGGGUGAAGUUGUAAGUUCAGAAAAAGUUAAUGUUUUAGUGGUUUGAGCUUUAUUAUAAUGUUGUUACUUGAGGAAAGUGAAUUUUCAUUCUCAAGCAUCUGUCCAAUGGAAAAUAUUUUUGUUAAUCAAGGUUUCACUGUACUCGAUUUAAGCAAAAGAUUUGUAAAUAUUGCAAUUUGAUUUUAUAAUCCUUUACUGAAUGUGAAGUUUUUAUGCUGAUGUUUAGCUACCUUAUAUCAGGAUUUUGAACAGAAAGCUACAUGAAAUCCUGACAUAUUUUCUCUGAAAACAGUUUAAGGGGAAAAAAUUGUUGAAACUUUUCUGCUCAUCUUUCUUGCUCAUAAAUGUAUUGUGAAAGAGUGAUUGCUUAACUAUUCAUGUGAUGCUGUAUUACUUAAGUCAGUGUUUGUAGAAUAUGUUUGUGAUUGGUUCAAAUUUACUAUUGAAUUAUAUUAGGAACAUGUUAGCAAAGAUAGAAGAUAAUUAUUAUUAAGUUUACAAAGGUAAAUGAAAAUUUUAACAGGAUUCCCAUGGUUUAUAGUAAUUCUAAAAUUUUUUAUUCUUUAAGAUUGGUCUUAAAAAUUUAUUGAAAUUUUUAUAAAAUCCAUGUGAAAAAGUUUUUGUUUCUCCUAAAUUGUUUUGAAAUUAUAAAAAAUUGUAUUAUCGGCCAUGUUUUUUAAUCAUUAGGCAGUUAAGUCCGAUUCCACUGCUAAAAAUUGCUAAAGAAGCUGGUCUCUAUAUUAAAUCCAUAAGUGUUAAACUUUCUCUCUCUUAGUUUUCACAAAUUUUAUAUGUUGAAAUGCUUCAUCAUUAUCAUUUGUGGAAAUUUAUUACUUGAAAUUAGCCGAUAUUUUAUUAAGAAAAAAUAGUGGUACUUUUUUUUUUUUAAUUUUAUUUAUUGAGCUGGAAACUGUCUAACUGAAAAGAGCUCAUUUGCAUGAAAUGAACAAUCCUGAGUGACUAAUUUUACGAAAUUGAUCAAUGGAAUGCUAGAAAUAUUUUUUGUUAAUGCAGUUUUUAGUGCAAGCUAGAACAAAGCUCUAUUGUUUAGGUUUUAACUUAUAUUUUCCAAGGCAGAAGUGACUGUGUUAUUUCAGCUUUAUGCCAUUGAAAAAUAGAGCUUUAAACCUAGUAAAACAAAAUUUGGCAUGCUUUUCAAUUUUUUGCCCGAUUUCUAAACUUAUGUUUAGAAAAAUCGUUUUUGUUAUGGAAUUACCAUCGUAACUAGCUCUUUAGCUUUCAUCAUCAAUGCAUAUGUUUUAAUUUAGCCAUCUAUCCGAACAACUUUUUAUUGAAACAAACCUUUCAUUACUACAAAAACUAUUUUAAAUAUUCAUUACUGCUAGUAAAUUAAAGUAGUAUUUUAUUGUAGCACUGUUUCUCCAUUUUAUAAUGAUCUCAAAUUAUUGUCUUGUAGAGUUUUAAAAAAAAUAAUGGAAUGGGAAUUCUGUUAUAGAGUUUAUUUCUCUUGAUUAAUAUAUUUUUAGUUUGUUUUUUGUCCUUGACAUUGUAAAUAUGAUAUACAUUUAUUUUGUUUCAUGUGUAGAAUAGUUGGUUGAGUUAUGACCGAUUUUAAAUCCGCUUUUCGGCCCUUUGUUUCUUAUUGUAUUUUUCAGUAAUAUUUUGAUUAUGCACCGUCCAUCAUUCAUCUAACUACAUAAUAUUUUGAAAUGAUUGCAAAUUUUCUGAAAACAAGCCAAAUGGAAUUUUUAUACUGUCAACUUUGAUUUUAGAUUUGUAAGCAGUGAACUUAUUUAAAUAAAGUCAUCUUCUCUUUUUAUAGUGGAAUGCAGUCGGUUUCCAUUGCAACGAAUUCUAUUUCAACAAGAGAGAAAAUUUAUUAACCCUAGAUAACUAAACUUAGUCCCAUGGACUCCAAGUUUUAGUCAGUUUUGCAAAAUUUAAGGUCUUACUGUAGCAGAUUAAGAUCUUCUAUUGUUGCAAACAUUAAAUUUUAUCUCUUUUCCAUAUUUUAAUAAAAAUGUUAGAGUAUUCCCUUGAUUUCGGCUAAUUUUUUUUUGAUAUAAAUAAAAUAAAUAUGAAAUGCCACCAAAUUUUUAUGUUUUUGUUGAUGAAUGAAAUGAUGAUUAAUUGCAGAGAGAAGACUCUUUAAGUUUUGGCUAUCUAGGGUUGAGUUAGAAUUAUUUCUAAUCAUUCUAUUUUGAUUUUUAAAUGAUCUCAGUGUUAUUAAAAAAAAAUUGUUAAAAAUUACAACGAAAAAUGUUUUUUCUGAAAAUUUGAAUGCAUAUAUAGGGAGCAAUCAUUACAUGAAAUUAUCAAAUUUGGUUUUGGAACAUUUUUUGCGUGUUUAUUAAAAAUUUCUAUCUAAAACUUAUAUCUAAGUGUCAAGAAUUAUGCCUAAAUAACUCUUUUAUAAAAUAACAUCAAUGCAAUCUUUUUAUUAUUGUUAUGAAAUAUUCUGGAAAGCUGACUUAAUUUUCCAGCGCUGAGAACCUGCCUUAAGAAUAUUUUAAUUAGUUUAGUUAACUCUACAAUGCAGGAAUUUUUGUUGGUGAUUUAUUUUAUUGCUUAAUAUUUAGAAUAGCUGUAACUCUAAGCUUAUGACUCAAAAAGUGAAAUUUAUAAUAUGUAUCCGCAAUUUUUUCUUGUGAAGAAAUAAUUAAAAUACAAUUUUCUAAUGUAAGAAGAAUAAAUUAAGUCUGGUUUGCAUUGUAGAGUUAAUUUUUAUUCCAGGAUAACAAAAAAUUAUACUAACGAUUUUAAAAUAAUACUAAGAAUCGAAUUCACAGAGCAAUAGCAUUUCUAAAAACUUGCAGAUUUUUAUAAAUAGCAUGUUCACUUCCUUGUGUUUUUUGAAAAAUGGUGCAGUAUAACUAAAGAACCUGUGGCUAUCCAAAAUUAGAAAAUUUUAUCACAACAAAUAUUAAGUUUUUAUCAGAAAAAAAAAUUAAUUGAAAAUUUUAUUUGUUGUAACCAUUUAAUCGAGACUCAUCUCUUUGAUUAAAUAAAUUCAGGUUUCUGUUUCCCAUGGUGUAAUUUUAUAGGCAAAAGCUGUAAAGUUACAGAUGAGCUUAAAUUAAUAAUCUAAGACUUCAAAAAUUAUUGUACUAUGUUACUCAUUAUGAAAAAAAGUUAAAGAUUAACUUAAAAUCUUUUUUAAAUUAAAUAUUUCAUUCAACGAAUUAUUAAAUAUAGAUUUCAACUUAGGAGCUUAUUUAUUCACAGCUAAAAAUUGUGAAGUUUUACUUUUAUCCUUUUCUUGUCAAGGGAAGCAUGCAAUCUAUUUUAAGAAGACUUAUUUUUUCCUGAGAAUAAUCUCUAUUACAUUAAAUAAUUCAUUAAUUUAUAUGUUCAACAUUUAAUUUUGCAAUUUAAAAGAAAACAUUAUAUUUUGAAUUUAUCUCAACACUCUCAUGAAGUUCAUGCUCAUGAAAUCCUACUGUAUUUCAAUUUUGUAAACUCAAAAAUGCUUUUCCACAAAUUGUUUAAUGCUCCACAUAACACUGAAUGAAUUUAUUUUGUCUAUUAUGAAAAGUUGACAGCAUUGUGUAUAUUUUGCAUUGUGUUUUAUGUUUUGUGUAUUUUUAUGUACUGUUGUACCAAAUAAAUCUAGUCUUAUGUCAAAAAAAAAAAAAAAUUUCUCCUUUGCUAAUCAUGAUUUUGUAUUUGAAUAAUUUUAUUAUUUAUUGAUUAAACAAAUGUUUUCUAAUGUUGUAAGUUUAUAUAUAUUUUGAAAAUUACUUUUAAAGUGAACUGAACUUUUUUUUAAUAUUAUGCCUUUUUAAUAUUUGUUAUUACAUGUCAUCACACUUGUUGUGUUCAGAAUUUCAUCUUCAUGAUUCAAGCUGUAUAUAUAUGCAAGUUAUUAAUGGCCUCUCUAUGACUAUGCAUCUAUAAAUGUAGCGUGAAUUGAACAAGAGUCACAAUAUGUUAUGUUUAUCAAGUUACCACAUUUUAAAUGUAAAUGUUGAUAAAACAUACAAUUACUGUUAAAUAAAUAGUGAGUUGUA
Parasteatoda tepidariorum (common house spider) is the source of this 7742-nucleotide messenger RNA. RefSeq lists its product as uncharacterized. The record is from RefSeq and is a predicted model, not a curated record. Lineage: Eukaryota; Metazoa; Arthropoda; Arachnida; Araneae; Theridiidae.